AUGGCUGAGAGAGACUGGUCUUUGAGGGUGCAGAAAUUAUGUAACGAAGUGAAAACUAAACUUUAUCGCCACAGUUUACACCUCGUCGCGAGUGAAGCUUGCGAAAAAAUCCCGCGCCACAUUAAGGAUUUUGCUCGUAAUGUCCACUCAUUUUUCAAGAAUUCAUCGAAAAGGAUUGCCCAAUAUCAAGAAUUUCAGGAAUUUUGUGAUGCUAAAAUUCACAAAAUUUUACGACCAGCUCUCUUUACACAUCCUGAUCGAUCUGAUCAAACUGGACAGCUAGACAAAAAUGAUCCACGUUUAAAAUCAGUUGAUUAUAUUUAUAAAGCAAUGCACGAUCCGCAAACUAAAAUUUAUUUAAUUAUCCUCGAGUGGAUUCUCCCAAAAAUUGUGGGGGUAAAUGAAUUAUUUCAAAGUGAUAAAACGAUCAUCAAGAUUCUAUAUGAUAAGAUGGUAUAUGCAUAUAAAGAUCUUCUCUCCAUAUACAUCGACCAGACUUAUAUGCUGCGUAAAAAUGUUUCUGAAAUAGAUCCGGAUCCAAAGAAUAAAAAUUCUAAUACUCCGUUCUUACCAAUUGGUAACAUGUAUUUGGGAGUGAAAAUAUUGCGGGAACUUUCAAGACCAGAAAUAGCAUCCAGGACAAACAUGGUUAAGGACAUACGGGAAAGAUGUCGAGAUUUCAUUGCAACAACAUGCAUGGAGUUAAAAAAGCGAUUCGGCUUCAGCGAAAACUCACCUUUGGCGAAAAUGUCCUGUCUGGGAUUCACUACAACUACAUCUUCAUCACCAACGAGACCAUCAACAUUGUUGCCAUUAAUUACAUCACUACCGCAAAUUAUAAAUCCUGACGAUUUUCAGACUUAUCAAUUGAUUUAUGACCAGUGGCGAAAAUUACCGAUGAUGAAAUUGCCUGAUCAUCUCAAGAAUACAGAACCUGACAAAUUUUGGGCAGAGUUGUCAUUAUCGAGAGACAUUGAUAAUACAAACUAA
This is a messenger RNA of Agrilus planipennis (emerald ash borer), 990 nucleotides long. RefSeq lists its product as uncharacterized. The transcript has 3 exons. The record is from RefSeq and is a predicted model, not a curated record. Bases 1 to 990 code for a protein of 329 amino acids. NCBI's taxonomy places the organism in Eukaryota, Metazoa, Arthropoda, Insecta, Coleoptera, Buprestidae.